Columba livia (rock pigeon) is the source of this 5051-nucleotide messenger RNA. It is a transcript of the gene MMP9, whose product is annotated as matrix metallopeptidase 9. The record is from RefSeq and is a predicted model, not a curated record. The coding region runs from base 2464 to 4563 and encodes 699 amino acids. Gene Ontology annotation, molecular function: metalloendopeptidase activity; zinc ion binding. The transcript is spliced from 16 exons. Gene Ontology annotation, cellular component: extracellular matrix. Gene Ontology annotation, biological process: extracellular matrix organization; proteolysis; collagen catabolic process. Lineage: Eukaryota; Metazoa; Chordata; Aves; Columbiformes; Columbidae.
CGGAAGUGGCAGUGACGGGCCAGGGGUCUCGGGUGUCUCCGGCUCCUCCGCGCCCUCCCGCCGGCAGCCCCAGCGGUCCCGUCCGGUCCAGGGGAGGGCGGCUCUGCGGUACCGGCACCGCGCCCGCCCCUGUCCUGUCCCGUCCCGCGGUGCCCCCAGCCCCGGCGCUUCGCCGCCGCUCGGUGCCCGCGGUGGCCACGUGGCCCAGGUUCGUGCCCUCCCUGUCCCAGGGAGGCAGCGCCAGCGGGACCCACCCCAGGCUGUGGCAGCGCUGCCCAACAGUGAAGCGGGUGACAAGUCCCUGUGCCUGACGGUGACGCAGGUGCCGAGUCCCUGUGCCCAGCCAACUGCUGCCAUCACUGUUGAGUCUGAGCUGAGAGAGACCAAGGAGCUGGGUUUGGUUUGGUUUGGUUUGUUUUUUUUCUAUUUCUCCUCUUCAACGCAACCCUGCAUAGCUUGGCAGUUGCUGUGAGGGAGGUGAAGCUGGGAGGACACUAGAGGCCCCUGUGGACAUUGUCCCCUCCCCAUAUGUCCCCUCUCCGUGGCUCAGGCCAGGGGAGCUGGUGGUGCUGUCUGAGUGCUGGGACAUCCCCAUGCUCCCUGUUGGGGAAAGCUCCAUCUUUUGGGGGGGCGAGGAGGAACCCCUGGCAGAAGCUGCCUCUUGGGUGGAGGGAACAGAAUGGAUCCCAUGGGCCUGGCAGGUUCCUCUCUUUGUGCCUGUGCUCAGCCGCUGAGCCAGAUGGGGGCUGUUCCCCAUGGAUGGUGGCUCCGGGGGCUCGCACGGACCCUCCUGAUGCUGGCGUGACUGGUGGAAAGUUUCCUAAAGCUUCCCUGUUCCAUGCAGAGGUACUGUGUCCUCUGCCUCACAGCGCUGUACCAGCAGGAGCUUUGCUGGGAUGGUCACCUGCUAUUUUUAAAAACACUGCGAGGCCCCAGGCAGGGGUAAGCAGGGAGUUUCCAAGAACAGCUCCUCUGAUAGUGCUCUGCCAUUGCAGCUCCCGUGCCCGAAAUCCUUUCACGGCCAAAGAAAACAAAGAAAUGUCGGCAAGAGGCUUAAAAGAAUCCAAAAAUGGCUGUGGCACAUGUUGGUUGUGUGUCCAAAUAUCUUGGUGCGGGGAGCGCCAGGAUAGAGGCCUUUUGGGAACUGGCUGAGAUGACAACACAACCUCUUGUGCCUGGAGAGCAAAGCGAUAAGACUCACGUGGGAUCUGAAGCUGAUUUGUACCGGGGUGGGAGCGCUGGUACCCAUGGCAGUUUGUCCCCUGCACUGCCCGUGAGCUCCCAGGCUCGGUCAUUGUCCCAGAUUAGGUGGUGGCCGGUGCUGAGCGCAGGGCCCCCCCCGCAACCCGAGCCCUUCCGCAGUCAGGGAUUUUGUGUCCGCGCUGUUUGUUCCUCCUUGUUUCCUUUUUUAAAGAAAACAUUGCUGGCAAUGUUUGUGUAGCUGCAAGGCACGGAUCCACAUCAACCAGGCUGGUGUUUAUAUCCCACCUGGGACGGGCAGUUGCAUCAGCACAUUUUGUAAAACAUUGAGCAAAACAGCCCUUGCUGCAGGAAAUGGUUUUUUCUUCACCCCAGAUUGCAUCACCGCCCGGAUCCUUCCCAGCACCGGCGGCUCCUGAGGAAGCUCCCGGGGGAUCGCUCCGUGCCGGGGUGGCAGCGAGGAGGACAGCGUGUGCCCGGGGAGCAGCGUCCCCAUGGUGCUGGCGGCACCGGGCUCUGCGCUGCCAGGGCGCAAUGGGAGCGCUGCAGGAAAACACCCAUCUGCUGCGGCACCCUGUGAUGGGCCCUGGCGCGCUCCCGAGAUAGCAGGAGCUGCUCCCUCUCUCCCCAGGCUCAGGAGCUGACGAAGGGCCAGGCCAAGGCCACUGACCCCAGUGAGAUCUGGCAGGAGGUGGCUCCCUGGAGCCCAGCUCUGUCCGUGUGUUCCGCUGCCACCCUGCCCGUGGAGGGUCCCUGCUCUGUCCGUGUGUCCUGGUGCUCCCGGGGCCCUUGGUGCCCUCCUGCCUGUGGCCUCAGGAAUGGUGCUGAGCUGUGUGCUGCCUUCCGUCUCAUCCUGCCCAGCCAGAGCCGUGGCUGCCGUUGCCACCAGGCUCUGGGGCCACCGACAGCCACUCCAGGCUGGGUUGUGAGCUGCUGGACAGGAACAGCUACAGCCCUGCUGGCCCCUCCACGCUGCCAGAUGCACUGCUGCUGCUGGCUGUUGUUUUCCCUUCUGGAGGGAUCCUGUGGUUUCCUUCCCAGAACCUGAGACCUCGGAACCAUGGUCCAAGGCCGCUGGCUUCCACCCUCUCCUCCGCUGCUGAUUCAUCACUGCUGAUUUCCCAACUGGAGCACUUCCUGGCAGCCAGGAGUGUGGAUUCCUCCCCAUCCUGCAGAGGUGAGCAAGCUCAGGAGCGGGAGCCCAGCGGCACCAGGAGCAGAGCGGCAGGGACCCAGCACAGCCACAGCCCUCCUGCCACCACCAUGGCCCUUGUCCUGCUGGCCCCACUGGCCGUGGGGCUGCUGGCCCUCUCCUGUGGCGCAGCUCCUCUCCAGAACAAGCCACGGGCACUGGUCACCUUCCCUGGAGAGCUGCUCAGUGGCCUGUCAGAUGUGGAGCUGGCUGAGAGCUACCUGCUGCGCUUCGGCUACACCACGGAGCGGGAGGCAAGGACAGGUGACAAGCAGGUGUCCCUGACCAAGGCACUGCGCAAGAUGCAGAAGCAGCUGGGCCUGGAGGAGACAGGGGAGCUGGAUGCCGGUACGCUGGAGGCCAUGCGAGCCCCCCGCUGCGGUGUCCCCGACGUGGGAACCUUCCUCACCUUCGAGGGGGACCUCAAGUGGGAACACACGGACCUGACGUACCGGGUGAUGAACUACUCCCCUGACCUGGACCGUGCUGUCAUCGAUGAUGCUUUCAAGCGGGCGUUCAAAGUGUGGAGCGACGUGACCCCCCUCACCUUCACCCAAAUAUACAGUGGCGAGGCAGACAUCAUGAUCAUGUUUGGCAGUCAAGAGCAUGGGGACGGGUACCCCUUUGAUGGCAAGGAUGGGCUCUUGGCGCACGCCUUUCCUCCGGGUCAGGGGAUCCAGGGUGAUGCCCACUUCGAUGACGAUGAGUUCUGGACGCUGGGAACUGGCUUAGUGGUGAAGACCCGCCACGGGAAUGCCAAUGGGGCCGACUGCCACUUCCCCUUCGUCUUCGAGGGCCACUCGUACUCCCGGUGCAUCACAGAGGGGCGCACGGAUGGGCUGCCCUGGUGUGCCACCACCGCCAGCUACGACCGGGACAAGAAAUACGGCUUCUGCCCCAGCGAACUCCUCUACACCAAUGGUGGCAACAGUGAUGGGUCCCCCUGCGUCUUCCCCUUCAUCUUUGACGGCACCUCCUACAACAGCUGCACCACGGAUGGGCGCUCUGACGGCUACCGCUGGUGUGCCACCACCGCCAACUUCGACCAGGACAAGAAAUACGGCUUCUGCCCCAACCGAGACACGGCGGUGAUUGGCGGCAACUCCCAGGGGGACCCGUGUGUCUUCCCCUUCACCUUCCUGGGGCGGUCGUACAGUGCCUGCACCAGCGAGGGCCGGCAGGACGGCAAGCUCUGGUGUGCCACCACCAGCAACUAUGACACCGACAAGAAGUGGGGCUUCUGCCCAGACAGAGGUUACAGCAUCUUCCUGGUGGCUGCCCAUGAGUUUGGGCACUCACUGGGGCUGGACCACUCCAGUGUGCGGGAGGCCCUGAUGUACCCCAUGUACCGCUACGUCCAGGACUUCCAGCUGGACCCAGAUGAUGUCCAGGGCAUCCAGUACCUCUAUGGUCGUGGCUCUGGCCCUGAGCCCACUGCCCCUUCACCCGUGCCCACUGAGGAGCCCCAGCCCGUGCCCACCGAGGAGCCCCAGCCUAUGCCCACUGAGGCUGGCAGUGCCUCUACCACUGAGGAGGAGGAAGAAGAGCAGACACCAGAGCCCACAGCCCAGCCCAUUCCUGUGGAUCCCAGCCAGGAUGCCUGCAUGGAGAAGAACUUUGAUGCCAUCACAGAGAUCAAUGGGGAGCUGCAUUUCUUCAAGGACGGGAAAUACUGGACCCACUCAUCCUUCUGGAAGUCAGGCAUCCAGGGUGCCUUCACCGUUGCAGACACCUGGCCCGGCCUCCCAGCUGUCAUCGACGCUGCUUUCCAGGAUGUACUCACCAAGAGGGUCUUCUUCUUUGCUGGUCGGCAGUUCUGGGUGUUUUCUGGCAAGAGUGUGCAGGGCCCCCGCGGGAUCGAGAAGCUGGGCAUCGGGAAGGAAGCCGCCCGCAUCUCAGGGGCCCUGCAGCGGGGCCGCGGCAAAGUGCUGCUCUUCAGUGGGGAGAGCUACUGGAGGUUGGAUGUUAAGGUCCAGAGGGUGGACAAGGGCUACCCCCGUGCCACCGACGAUGUCUUCACCGGUGUCCCCCUCGACGCACACAAUGUCUUCCUCUACCAAGACAAAUACCACUUCUGCCGGGGCAGCUUCUACUGGAGAAUGACGCCGCGCUACCAGGUGGAUCGGGUGGGCUACAUCAAGUAUGACAUCCUGCAGUGCCCCGAGCACUGAGGACCUGACUGGCUGCCUGGCUCCAGCCAGCGUACUGCUCCCUGCCCACUGCUCCCAACCGCUCGGUUCCCAUCUCACAGCCUUACCCCCCGGGGCAUCGGGGGCCGCACAGCCUGGCAGCCAUGGGGCAGCCCCCACUGAGGUGGCAGCUUUGCCGUCUCCUUGGCAGGAAGGGACAGGGAGUCCUGGGGUUGCCCCUUGCGGGGCCCUGGCUGGGGAGCAGGACUCUCGCUGCAGCAAGCACGGUGCCGCCUGUGCCAGCACCGGAUGUGCCGCGCAAAGGCGUUUGCCUGGUGCAAACCGCACACAGAUCUGUAACGACUUUGUCUUUCUCCUGAGCCAGCCAUGCUGGGUCAGGCUGGGCUCCGCUGGGAGGUGGUGCCUGGGGACUUGGCCAGGGCAGGGGCAUGGGGCUCUGCCUCCUGCCUGCUGCCCACUCUGCCAACCUCCACCUGCCCAUUUUUAAUAAAGACAAUUCUUUCGAUACA